This is a messenger RNA of Perca fluviatilis (European perch), 3554 nucleotides long. It is a transcript of the gene usp4, whose product is annotated as ubiquitin specific peptidase 4 (proto-oncogene). Gene Ontology annotation, molecular function: cysteine-type deubiquitinase activity. Gene Ontology annotation, biological process: protein deubiquitination. NCBI's taxonomy places the organism in Eukaryota, Metazoa, Chordata, Actinopteri, Perciformes, Percidae. The transcript is spliced from 22 exons. The record is from RefSeq and is a predicted model, not a curated record. Bases 88 to 3177 code for a protein of 1029 amino acids.
GAACGUUUCCCAUGAGCAGGCUCAGAAGCUCGCCCAAGUGCGCGGCCUCAUCCAUUCGCGCGUUCACGAUACCGGCAGACUCUCUGCAUGAUGGCCGAGGGAGGCGGACCCGAGCCGGGUGGCGCGGCAGACUCCGACUCUGAGCCGGUAGCCGCAGAAAUGCCAACCCCUUCAACCGAAAAUCAAAAACAGACUAUUGGGUCACUAUUGAAAACAACUCUAAGGAAGGGCGACGAAUGGUAUCUAAUAGACAGCCGGUGGUUCAAACAAUGGAAGAAGUAUGUUGGAUUUGACAGCUGGGACAUGUACAAUGUUGGAGAACGUAGCCUCUAUCCAGGACCAAUUGAUAACUCUGGGCUGUUCUCAGACCAGGAGACUCAAGCCCUGAAAGAGCACCUUAUAGAUGAGCUGGACUAUGUCCUUGUACCCACUGAGGCAUGGAAUAAACUUGUGAGCUGGUACGGCUGCCUUGAGGGCCAGAGAUCCAUUGUCAGGAAGGUUGUUGAGCAUGGCAUGUUUGUCAAGCACUGUAAGGUGGAGGUCUAUUUGCUGGAGCUGAACUUGUGUGAGAACGACAACAUGGACAAUGUUGUCACGCGUCAUUUCAGUAAAGCUGAUACUAUAGAUACUAUAGAGAAGGAGAUGAGGACGCUGUUCAAUAUCCCAUCAGAGAAGGAGACACGGCUCUGGAACAAAUACAUGAGCAACACCUACGAACAGCUGAACAAGCCAGACAGCACCGUACAGGAUGCUGGUCUCUUCCAGGGGCAGGUGCUUGUUAUUGAACGGAAGAAUGAGGAUGGCACGUGGCCCAGACAAGCUUCCCAUCCCAAAUCCAGUACAACCCCAUCCAGGAAUUUCACUACCUCCCCAAAACUCUCCUCCAACUCAACAGCCAGUAUCUCUUCAACAGUAACUAACGGAGACAGCAGCUGUAGCCCUGGCUACACACUUAACAACAGCACCUCCUCUGGCAACAGAUUGGGGGGCUACAAUUCAUACAGCUCCUCCUACAACUACAGAGAGUCGCAGUCACAGCCUGGCCUGUGUGGUCUCAGUAAUUUGGGCAACACAUGCUUCAUGAACUCUGCCCUCCAGUGCCUGAGCAAUGCAUCUCCACUCACAGAGUACUUCCUCAAUGACCAGUAUGAGGCAGAGAUUAACCGAGAGAAUCCCCUGGGAAUGAGGGGCGAGAUUGCAGAGGCCUAUGCAGAUCUAGUAAAGCAGAUGUGGCUGAGCCGCAGCAGCUAUGUGGCCCCACGUACUUUCAAGACCCAGGUUGGACGUUUUGCCCCCCAGUUUUCAGGCUACCAGCAGCAGGACUCGCAGGAGCUGUUGGCCUUCCUGCUCGACGGGCUCCAUGAAGAUCUGAACCGCGUCAAAAAGAAGCCUUAUCUGGCCCUGAGGGAUGCUGAGGGCCGUCCAGACGAGAUUGUUGCAAAGGAAGCUUGGACGAACCACCGCUUGCGCAAUGACUCGAUUAUCGUUGAUAUUUUCCACGGCCUCUUCAAAUCCACUUUGGUGUGCCCAGAGUGCUCCAAGGUGUCUGUAACCUUUGACCCAUUCUGCUACCUCACACUGCCUCUGCCCAUGAAGAAGGACCGUACUAUGGAGGUUUUCCUGGUGCGAUCAGACCCUGAGUCGAGACCCACACAGUAUCGAGUCGUGGUCCCAAAACUGGGUACGGUGACAGACCUGUGCAGCGCCUUGUCCAAACUCUGUGGAUUCCCUCCAGAAAAUAUGGUGGUGGCUGACGUUUACAAUCAUAGGUUCCAUAAAAUCUACAGACGGGAUGAUGGCCUCAACCAAAUAAUGGAAAAAGAUGACAUCUUUGUAUAUGAGGUACAGGAGGAGGACAGUGAGCGGAUGAACCUGCCUGUGUAUUUCAGGGAGCGCCACUCCAAGCAUGUCGGAAGUUCCACGAGCACCAUGCUGUUUGGCCAGCCUUUACUCCUCAGCGUGCCCAGACACAACCUCGUAGCAGACAUCCUUUACGACAAGAUCCUAGAGAAAAUUGGGCGCUAUGUAAAACAAUCCCAGGGCCCUCAUAAUGAAAGCAGAGCCUCAGCCUCAGCCUCAGCCUCAGCCUCAGCCUCAUCCUCAUCCUCAUCCUCAUCCUCUGCCUCAGCCUCAGCGACCGUCGCCAGCUGCAGCCAAGCUCCUGAAUGUUCCACAGCAUCUAGUCUCAGUGCCAGCCUGGGUGGCUGUGGCAGCCCCCUGUCAGACGGGGCCUCGUGCAGUGCCAGCUUCAGUAACGGCAGCAACCACUCAGGGACAUGCAACAAAACUAAUGGGCUAUAUGAUGGUGAGGAGGAAGCCAUGGACCACCAGGGGAGUCCAGAGCCAGAGAAUGGCCAGUCUGAAGAGGAGGAAGAGGAGACCUCUGACUUGGAAAAUGGGUCUAAGGGAGCCAUGCCCAAGCAGUCUUCGCCAGCCAAACUCUUCACUUUCAGCAUAGUCAACUCUUACGGAACAGCUAACAUCAGCCCGCUGCCCUGUGAUGGAAAUGUCCUCAAACUUAAUCCGCAUUCAACGGUGGCGAUUGACUGGGACACAGAGUCAAAGAAACUGUGUUAUGAUGAACAGGAAGCAGAGGCCUAUGAGAAGCAUGAGAGCAUGCUCCAGCCCCAAAAGAAGAAAGCCACUGUGGCUCUGAGGGAAUGCAUUGAGCUCUUUACCACCAUGGAGACACUUGGAGAACACGAUCCAUGGUAUUGUCCAACAUGUAAGAAACACCAACAGGCCACAAAAAAGUUUGACUUGUGGUCGCUGCCUCGAGUUCUGGUAGUUCAUCUAAAGCGAUUUUCCUACAACCGGUGUUGGAGGGACAAGCUGGACACGGUGGUGGACUUUCCCAUCAGGGAUCUGAACAUGUCCGAGUUUGUGUGUGACCCGAAGGCCGGCCCCUACAUAUACGACCUUGUUGCCGUGUCAAACCACUACGGAGGAAUGGGAGGGGGUCACUACACCGGUUAUGGCAAGAAUAAAGUGGACGGAAAGUGGUAUUACUUUGAUGACAGCAGUGUCUCCUCUGCCUCAGAGGACCAGAUUGUGACUAAAGCAGCCUAUGUGCUGUUCUAUCAGCGCAGAGACGAGGAAGCCCCCUCCAAACCUCAGCCUUCGGCCUCGCUGGGAGGAGCCCCAGAAGCAGUCGAUGACCACAUGGACACAAACUGAGGAGCCCUGACGCGAAGGGAAACGCACUGAAACACAUACAGCAAAUAGAGACACUCGGACGCACACACAAAGCUCCUUUAGUGACAGAGGACUCCACAGACUUAACAUUAUUAACCCUACCUUCCCCGUAUUUUAUUUGGUUUCUGUCUCGUAUGUUGUCAACUAGAGCCAACAGCCUUGUCAGAAGAGUGACCUGAGAGACUUCCUCCCUGCAGCGGGUGGCCUACUGAUUUCUGAUCCUAAUUUACUAGUCUGGAACUAAAGAGGAGUCUAAAUGGAUAUAGAUCCUCUCACUGGAUGAACAGAAUGUUAGAAGUGCCCUCAAAUGCGUAGAUAAACAAAUGUUUCAGAAAUAUAUUAAAAAAAAAAAAAAAAAA